Messenger RNA from Anneissia japonica, 318 nucleotides. Its product is annotated as peptidyl-prolyl cis-trans isomerase A-like. Gene Ontology annotation, cellular component: intracellular membrane-bounded organelle. Gene Ontology annotation, molecular function: peptidyl-prolyl cis-trans isomerase activity. The record is from RefSeq and is a predicted model, not a curated record. Gene Ontology annotation, biological process: protein peptidyl-prolyl isomerization. Lineage: Eukaryota; Metazoa; Echinodermata; Crinoidea; Comatulida; Comatulidae. The transcript is spliced from 2 exons. The coding region runs from base 1 to 318 and encodes 105 amino acids.
AUGUGCCAAGGGGGUGAUUUCACCAAUCACAAUGGAAUCGGAGGAAAGUCCAUAUAUGGGAAGAAAUUCAAUGAUGAGAACUUUGUCCUGAAACACACAAAACCAGGCUUAUUAUCGAUGGCAAACUCUGGACCUGGCACCAAUGGAUCUCAGUUCUUUUUGACGACGGAAAAAACGGAAUGGUUAGAUGGAAAACAUGUAGUUUUUGGUGAGGUAAUUGAAGGAAUGAGUGUAGUGAAGGCAAUUGAGAAGGUGGGAACUCCAUCAGGUAAACCUACUACCAAGGUGAUCAUCAGUAACUGUGGGGAACUGGUAUGA